This is a messenger RNA of Coccidioides posadasii C735 delta SOWgp, 954 nucleotides long. RefSeq lists its product as uncharacterized. The record is from RefSeq and is a predicted model, not a curated record. Gene Ontology annotation, cellular component: small-subunit processome; nucleolus. Gene Ontology annotation, molecular function: small ribosomal subunit rRNA binding. Lineage: Eukaryota; Fungi; Ascomycota; Eurotiomycetes; Onygenales; Onygenaceae.
AUGAGGGCGAAACGAUCAAAAAAGUACCGCAAGUUAAUGCAUCAGUACGAGAUUACUUUUGGCUUCCGUGAGCCUUAUCAAGUCCUAGUCGAUUCCCAUUUUUUACAAGCUGUAUAUGCCUUUAAGAUGGAUUUGAUACCCGCGCUGGAACGCACCCUACAAGGGAAAGUGAAACCUUUUAUAACAAAAUGUUCCCUCGCUGCAGUGAUGGCGGCUUCUUCGACCUUGUCUUCCACUUCUUCCUCCUCUCAACAAUCGAAAUCAGCUCCGCAGAGACGACCUCCACAACUUCCCCCACCGACCGUGCUUCCCCUCCGCUACUGCUCGCAUAACGAAGAUGAUUCACCAAUUGAUGAAGCCAGCUGUUUGCUUUCCUUACUAUCGCCGAGUGCAGACUCAAAAAAGAAUAAAGAGCACUACAUUUUAGCGUCCGCAGACCCAGCUGCCCCGCCGGCAGAUGACAAAAGACGAAAAUUACCCAGGCCUCCACCGAGAUAUGAUCUUAGAAGGGAUGCGCGAUUGAUACCCGGUGUUCCAAUCAUAUAUGUAAAGCGAUCGGUAAUGAUAUUAGAGCCGAUGAGCGGGUCUUCUGAGGGAGUGCGAGAUGGAGUUGAGAGGGGAAAAUUCAAGGCUGGACUGGUUUCAGCGGUAAAGAAGAGAAAGAGAGACGAUGAUGAAGAUAAAGACAGGGAACCGAAGACAAAACAAGCGAAAAGGGUCAAAGGCCCGAAUCCCCUAAGUGUUAAGAAACCGAAGAAGAGAGAGGACCCCGCGCCACAAAGGGAAGGUCUGCAAACCAAGCCUCAGGAGGAGGUUCUCACCAUUGCGAAAGACGCCGAUAGGGAUAAUGCGGAGGGUGCGCCGGUGAAGACAAAGAGGAAGAGGAAGCAUAAACACAAGUCACACCAAGAAGGUGAAGCAAGGCAUCAUGUUUCGAUAGAAGUUGAAACGUGA